UUGCUUGGGGUUUUUUAAUCACACAUACACGUAGUAUUACACUUUAGGCGUGCACGUGUUUUAGGGGUCAGCAAUGGGUAUGUACAAAGUGACAGGGUUCGUAGCCACGGUGAUCACCUUCGUGUCCUACACGGUGUCGUUCUCCGCGCCAUUCUGGUACUACAUAGACCUGGGGACCCGGGAGAUCUAUGGCGGACUGUGGCAGUCCUGUCUCUCAAAUUUCAUCACCAGGACGUGUUCCAACAAUGUAUUAACCUCCAAUCCAGGAUGGAUUCAUGUCUACCAGACGUUCGGGUGUUUGGCCCUGAUUUGCGUGAUCUCCUGUCUUAUCCUGAUGAUAUUGUACAUGUUUAUUUGGAAACAAGACGAGCGGCUUCGUAAGGCCAUAAUUUCGGCUGCCUUUGCCAGUGCAGGUAUGAUAUUCCUCUGUGUGACAAUAUUUGCAGCCAAAUUCCGAGACAAGGACUACCAGAAGGAGGAUCUCAGUUUUUCUUUCUAUCUGACAUUCGUGGCUAUUUUAACCUCACUGUGGACUGGCGUUAUAUUAAUUGUUGGAAACAUGAAAGGCGACUGAUCUCCGAAUGAAGUAAAAAAAAA
Messenger RNA from Magallana angulata, 597 nucleotides. RefSeq lists its product as uncharacterized. Bases 74 to 574 code for a protein of 166 amino acids. Gene Ontology annotation, cellular component: plasma membrane. Lineage: Eukaryota; Metazoa; Mollusca; Bivalvia; Ostreida; Ostreidae. The transcript has 3 exons. The record is from RefSeq and is a predicted model, not a curated record.